UGAUCAACGCAGGCAGCGUCGGCCUAGUCACGGGUGGAAGCGGGACGGGCGGACACUGAGCGGCUUCAUCACCCUCCUCCUCCUCCACCUUCCCCGUCGACUGUAGGCGGCCCCCCGCCCCUUGACCCCGCCAUGCCGAGCCGCCGGCCGCCCCCCCGGUGGUGAUGAUGAUGAUGAUGGUGGCGGCCUGAGAGAUGCCGAGAGGCGGCCCGCAGCGCAGCCCAGCCCAGCGCCGCCGCUUCCCUCCCCUCGCCGCCUCGACAGCACCGCCGGCUCAGGAGGCUCGGCCACGGCCUGAGGAUGGUUUACUUAACUGGAACCAUGCUGACAGUCCAUCCACUGGAGAAUCUGAAGGUGUACAUCAGCAGCCGUCCUCCCCUGGUGGUGUUUAUGAUUAGUGUCAGUGCCAUGGCCAUAGCUUUCCUGACAUUGGGAUACUUCUUUAAAAUAAAACAGAUCAAGUCUCCAGAAAUGACCGAGGACUGGAACACAUUUUUGUUGAAGUUUAAUGAUCUGGACUUGUGUAUAUCUGAGAAUGAAACAUUAAAGCACCUCAUUAAUGAAACCACCACCCCGGAGAGCACUGUAACAAGUGGGCAAAUGCGAAGCUCCACUCAAUCCCCACAACUUCGGGAAGAUCCUGGACCAAUAAACAUUUCUGUUACAAUAACGCUCACACUGGAUCCUUUAAAACCCUUUGGUGGCUACUCACGCAAUAUUACACAUCUUAGCACAACGAUCUUUGGACAUCAAAUCGGAUUGUCAGGACGAGAAGCACAUGAAGAAAUGAAUAUUACAUUUACCUUACCAACUUCCUGGAAUGCAGAUGAAUGUAUUCUCCACAGUCACUGUGAGCAGAUGGUUUACACCACUUGUAUGACCGUCACUGCAGCAACUAAUGUUUUCCCUGUCACUGUCCAACCUCCACAUUGCAUUCCUGAAACUUACAGUAAUGCCACCGUCUGGUACAAGAUCUUCACCACAGCGAGAGAUGCAAAUACAAAAUACUCGCAAGAAUACAAUCCAUUUUGGUGUUACAAAGGAGCAAUCGGGAAAGUUUAUCAUGCACUCAAUCCUAAACUAACGGUCAUCGUGCCAGAUGAUGACCGUUCACUCAUUAAUUUACAUUUGAUGCAUACCAGUUAUUUUCUGUUUGUAAUGGUAAUUACAAUAUUCUGCUAUGCUGUCAUCAAAGGGCGACCAGGGAAAGUGCGGCAAAACAAUAGUGAAUUCUGUCCAGAAAAGGUAACUUCUUCUUUUUCUGUGACUCGGACUGAUUUAAAGAAAAAUUGUACUCUGAUCGUGAUGCCUAUUAAAUACAGACACUAAUGCAGUACAUAAUUGUUGCACUAUCAGAAGCAUGAAACAGCUUCAUUUUUGAAAAUGGACAGGUUGUAGCAUUUGCACGUUAAGCCCAAGAGAAUGGGUAUUGACGCUUUGAAUGCAGUAUCCUGCAAAGUUGGUUCAUUCCAACCAAAGACGUUUUAAGUGCCUGUACUUACUUUGUACAUAUUUGUAAGGAUAUAUCCAAAAGAAAUCCAUCAAUGCACUUCCGCCACAAGCUAACUGCAGUUUUAUUUUACAACAAAAUAAAUCAAAAGUUUGUCUGCUGCCAGACCAUGUGGGUGUAUAGAAAUGAGGUUCAUGUAGAUUAACCACGCAAUCAGAAGCAAAAUUUUUUUUUCUGUUAAAAUUUACUAAACCCUUUUGAGGCUUUGAUUUGCAAGAAUACUUUCACUAAGGUUUUAUCAAAUAUGUAAAUAAUAUGUUGGAAAUAUGUGGUGUAGUGGUAAAUACUGCAUUUCUGACACCAAUGGUCUGUUGAGUAUUUGGAGUUGACGUGUAUAUGUGGUUCAGCACAAUUAUCUCUUGUUAAUGCUUGACAGAAAAGUCAUCAUCUUUUGGAAAUUUGAAGAUUGAUGUAUAAUAUAAAUGCAUUUUGGUACUGCUUGAGCUUGCAGGAAAGGGAUACAGAAUAUGGUGUGUAUUUUACAAUACUGCUGUCCAACAAAAUUGCUUGCUUAGAAUUGCCCAGCACUGGCUGUGGACUAUGUAUGGCUUGCAAGUGUGCGUGCAGUUUUGUUUCCGACCAUCAUCUAGUCAAAAUGUAUCGCAUGUAUAGUACUGUCAGCAAAAUGAUCCACAAAAUUGCCUUAAUUACCUUUUUCUAUUGGCCUUUAUGUCUUCUUGUCUGUAAAUGUUGCAAAAUCAUUAAUGUCCCCCUCCAGUACACAACUUUUUUUUUUUUUAAUUCACAUUGCUUAAAUGGAGGUUAUUGAUUUAUUUGAAGCAAGAUGUUCCAAAUAAUAGUCACAAAAUAUAUGGCUUCAGCCCCAGGAAUAAAAUAACCUAUGCGAUCCCAGUAGCACCUGAACUUGGCACACAUUAAAUAUCGGUAACAGAUUUCUAAAAUUGGUUUUGCAGAUUCUCAGUCUUUUAAACUACCGAGUUUCUAAAAAAAUAAUUGCUGUCUUGAACAGAACACAAUGUAAUCUGGUAAGUCGCAGGUGAAAUGUGAAUAAACAGCACCGACUUGGCUUGGUUAUUGGCUUGGUUUCAUAUAGUUCCUUCCUGCCAUUCAUUAAGUUUUGAAAUGAGCCCAUGUUACUUGAUGCACUGAACCUGACCCAAGUGGAUUGUUUGUUCAGCCAUUGAUAACUCUAUGGAUCCAGAUAUGAGUGAGAAAGUUUUUCAUUUAAAACGUGUGAACAAGUCUGUGUCAUUGUGCACUUUUUGGACAUUAUUUUAUUCUCCAAGCAAGUUUCUAUGAAUCUCUAUUUCAGACUUACUGAUGUUUGGCUUAGUUUGGAAAAUCAUUUUUUUUUGUCAGACAAUUUUUUUAGAUGGGUGUACGUUUGGUUGUGUUAGUGUGUAAGUAUGCAGGGAUCAAAUAGUUAAUCACCUGAGGUUACCUUGUAGAAAGGAACAAAAUAUCCUGGGAAUGCAUGCAAAAUAUGCAGGCAUAAAUUAGUGAAUUUAAAAUACAUUUUAGUCCACCAGCCUUGACUGAUGCUUCAGGUUGGCAUGAUAGAUACUCCAUGUCGUACAUGUGGCACAUCUUACUUUGGAGGUGACUUACUUUGUUUUUUGAUGCCUUCUGAUUCAAAUUUAGGGAUGUGCUGAUUAAGAGCUAUUGCUUAAACUAAGAUUGAUUGCCUAUGUAAGUGUAAUUUUUUUAACAGUCGCUAUGUGGCCUCAAAUCUCAGUUCAUUGGCAAAGUGCCUGAGCACUAGUUAGGAUACCCUGUAGUUUGUUUAGGAAGGAAAAGCUUUGUGACGUGUAUUAUUUGUUGCAUGAAUGUAAUCAUAGCACAUUUAUUUUAUGACAAUCUUUCUCAUUUCUGGAAUUACUGUGCUUUUGGUAAGAUUUGCAUUUGCUUUUGCUGAAUAAAAGAAUCCAAUAAUUA
Molecule: messenger RNA, 3406 nt
Organism: Amblyraja radiata (thorny skate)
Lineage: Eukaryota; Metazoa; Chordata; Chondrichthyes; Rajiformes; Rajidae
Gene: tmem248
Product: transmembrane protein 248
Exons: 7
Coding region: 301-1329 (342 amino acids)
Source: RefSeq, a predicted model, not a curated record